GGGAAAGGGUGGCGGUCCUGGUCUGUAGCUCAGUGAGUGGAGGCUGCGGGCUAGCUGAGGCCGGCCGGUAGGGUGCCUCCAGACAGACAGGAAGAAGAAAAGUUGAUUGCAAGUAAGAGCAUAAUUUGAACCAUAAUGGAACAAGCAAUUGGUGAGCCAAUGAGAGACCAGGUCGCACAGACACGUCUGACAGAGGAUAUUCCCAAUGCUAAGAAGUGCACAGUGAUUGGAGGUUCUGGGUUCCUGGGGCAGCACAUGGUGGAGCAGUUGCUGGCAAGAGGCUACACUGUCAAUGUCUUUGAUAUCCGCCAAGGAUUUGAUAAUCCCCGCGUACAGUUCUUUUUGGGUGACCUCUGCAACCAACAGGAUCUGUAUCCAGCUCUGAAAGGUGUAAGUACAGUUUUCCACUGUGCAUCACCUCCACCAUCCAGUAACAACAAGGAACUCUUUUAUAGAGUGAAUUUCAUUGGCACCAAGAAUGUCAUUGAAACCUGCAAAGCAGCUGGGGUUCAGAAACUCAUUUUAACCAGCAGUGCCAGUGUCAUCUUUGAGGGUGUCGACAUCAAAAAUGGAACUGAAGACAUCCCUUAUGCCAGGAAACCCAUUGACUACUACACAGAGACUAAGAUCUUACAGGAGAAAGCAGUGCUAAAUGCCAAUGAUCCUGAGAAGAAUUUCUUAACAAUAGCCAUCCGACCUCAUGGCAUUUUUGGCCCAAGGGACCCUCAGUUGGUCCCCAUCCUCAUCGAGGCAGCCAAGAAGGGCAAGAUGAAGUUUGUGAUUGGAAAUGGGGAGAACUUGGUGGACUUCACCUUUGUGGAAAACGUGGUCCAUGGACACAUCCUGGCUGCAGAGAACCUCUCCCAAGAUGCAGCUCUAGGUGGGAAGGCAUUCCACAUCACCAACGAUGAACCCAUCCCUUUCUGGACAUUCCUGUCCCGCAUCCUGACAGGCCUCAACUAUGAGGCUCCCAAGUACCACAUCCCCUACUGGGUGGCCUACUACCUGGCCCUCUUGCUAUCCAUGCUGGUGAUGGUGAUAAGUCCCAUCAUCCAACUCCAGCCUACUUUCACACCAAUGCGUGUCGCCCUGGCUGGCACAUUCCAUUACUACAGCUGUGAGAAAGCCAAAAAUGUCAUAGGCUAUCGGCCGCUGGUCACCUUGGAUGAUGCUGUGGAGAUGACUGUGCAGAGCUUUUACCACCUGCGGAAGGUCAAGUGAGGCACCCUGGGAACCAGGCCACCUCACUGCAUGCCCUUGCCAAUAACACCCUGGCUUGUGACAUUCUUGCUAAUUAGAUGAAAACAUUCUCUGUACCUUCCACGACUGUGAAGGUGACAAGAACAGCACAUUUCUUCCUUCAUAGGACUGGAUUUGAAUUUCUUAAAGCUGGCAGCCUCAUUCUACUGUUUGUGCGCUCGCACCCUUCCUCUCUCUCUCUCUCUCUCUUUCUAUCUUUCUCGGGUUCCUUUUUACAGAAACCACCUUGAAGUUACCCCAUUUCAUAUUCCACUGUCCUUGAACACAUGACUGAGACUUCAAAUGUAUUUCAUGUCAACACAGUUUAGCGAAGAAAGAAAAAAGCAUGAUUGACUGUAAUGCCCUCCCCAAUCCCUGAGGGGAGAAAAGAUGCCUAAUUGUUCACCUCCUUCUGUCCUUCCAAGUUCUCUUUCAGGGACUGUUGCAGUACCUGCCUGUGUUGUUUUUCUAUAAACAUUUCCUUUAUCAACAAUGUCCUACUGUUUUUAGUGACAGUGACUGCUAUGUUGGCUGGUUAGCAGUGAGCCAGAGAGAAGAGUCUCCUGCAUCUCCUUGGAGUUGAAACGCCAUGAGAUGACACUGAAAGAGCUGCAUCCCUGCAGCUCAUGCUCACAGAAACCUUCAGGCCAACUUCCAAAGAACAUAGCACAUAUAAUUUAGCUUUUUCUAUUUUUAGGUGAGGUUCUCCUUGGAGAACCUGGUUUCUUCUCAAAC
Molecule: messenger RNA, 1974 nt
Organism: Castor canadensis (American beaver)
Lineage: Eukaryota; Metazoa; Chordata; Mammalia; Rodentia; Castoridae
Gene: Nsdhl
Product: NAD(P) dependent 3-beta-hydroxysteroid dehydrogenase NSDHL
Biological process (GO): steroid biosynthetic process
Molecular function (GO): oxidoreductase activity, acting on the CH-OH group of donors, NAD or NADP as acceptor
Source: RefSeq, a predicted model, not a curated record